Messenger RNA from Teleopsis dalmanni, 1182 nucleotides. RefSeq names its product short stature homeobox protein 2-like. Gene Ontology annotation, biological process: regulation of transcription by RNA polymerase II. Gene Ontology annotation, molecular function: DNA-binding transcription factor activity, RNA polymerase II-specific; sequence-specific double-stranded DNA binding. The transcript has 5 exons. Bases 1 to 1182 code for a protein of 393 amino acids. Gene Ontology annotation, cellular component: nucleus. The record is from RefSeq and is a predicted model, not a curated record. NCBI's taxonomy places the organism in Eukaryota, Metazoa, Arthropoda, Insecta, Diptera, Diopsidae.
AUGGAUAACUUAAAUACAUUUGUUUCAAGAUCGUUUAAGAAUCAAUUUGUUAACAGUGAGAGUAAUGAAAGGCUUUCAAAAUUGAAAGUAGUGACCGAAAAGUGGAAACCACAAAAUAAUUCCUAUUUGCUUUCAAAGAAGCGCCUCAAAAAAAAUUGUGGCGAUAAUAAAGACCUCUCUAAUGCAAACAAAUUAGACAACGUCAAAGCUUGUAGGGUUUCAAAUAAUAGCAAUUCUCCAAAAAUAGAUAACAAACCUUUGUCAACUACAGAUUCAUCAAUCCACAAGCGUUUAAAUUUAAAAUCACUGAAAUCAAAAGAAUGGAUUUUAUCCGAAGGCAAUAUUUUUGGAAACGGUAAUAUCCAUUUGGACUCUUUAACAACGAUGGAUGAAGGAACUUCCUAUUCUGAUCGUAGUUCAUCGCCAUGCUCUUUAUUUCAAAACUUAAUGGCCACUCCAAAAAAUAUUUCCUUUAAACACUCAUUAAAAACUUCGAACGACUUACCGCCUGAAUCCACAAGUAGUAGCCAAUCAGCUAUAUCUAAUAAAAAACGUAGAUCACGUACAAAUUUUACCGUUGCCCAAUUAAGUGAACUGGAGAGACUAUUCGAAGAAACGCACUAUCCAGAUGCUUUCAUGCGAGAAGAGCUAAGUCAACGAUUAGCUCUUAGUGAAGCUAGAGUACAGGUUUGGUUUCAAAACCGAAGAGCCAAAUGUAGGAAGCAUGAAAAUCAAAUGCAGAAAGGACUAGUGAUAAAAAGUCAAAACUGCCCAAUAUCAACGCAUGUAGAAACUAGUCGCGUCACACCUUAUGUUAAUUUUUCUACUCUUCGCACUUCAUCUACAACUUUUGCAAUCGUUCAAUCAAAUUCAUUAUCUACUUUAAGAGAUUCCGAAAAUGAUCUCAACGCAUCAUUAUCUACGCAACAUAUCUCCUCGAGCUCGAUAACCGCAGCCGCAAGUAUUUCAGCUUUCGAUUCUGCGCUUAUAUCAGUAGCUCAACAGUAUGCAACUGCUCUGAGAAAUAAUGGUUCAUCUGGUUUAUUUUCUUUAUCUCAACAUCCAAUAAACUUAGCAGCUAUAGCAUCAGCUCAAAGUAAGAGUUCCAGCAUAGCGGAUUUGCGAAUGAAAGCAAAAAAACACUCGGAAUCACUUGGUUUACCUACAGAAAAUAUUAUAUAA